UUUCUGCCAAUGACAGCAAGUUGUCAGUUUUCCCCUGACCACUCCUAGCGAAAUUGUUGCUUGAGAAAUUGCUAUUUUUGUUUAUUUCUGACCAUUUUAAUUGAAAACAGUCACAGUAAGGUACUUAAUUGUUACCCAGAAAUGAUUUGAUAUUGAGAUAAAAACGGCUGCAUUGGAGCUUUAAAAAUAUAAUGAUGUGCGCAUGUCUUAUUUGCCAAGCAACGAUUGUUCCGACUGGUUUAUCUGUGGUUUGCGUAGCUAGCCAGUUUGAGUUUGUUGGAAUGCAAUGAUUUGUAAACUAGCAUAGCUCAAUAUAUUUCCGCAUCUAAAGAUUUAUAGCUUCGCAAGGUUUGCCAAAAUGCUUUUAAACAAUUUGCUUGAGUGUUUGCCGCCUGACCUCGAAUCAGUCUUGUAAAAAUGGGUCAUUUUAAUAAUCCAAGCUAGCUAACUUUAGCUACAUCUUGUAAAUUGAAGAUGUUUUGCUAGCUAGCUAACAUAGUUAGGUUUGAUCGCUACAAUUUAUUGAUAGGGUAACUGCAGGGUGUCCUGUAGUUUGGCAAAGUGUUAAAACGUGUUUUGUCCAUCUGACUUAGCUUCUUAGCCUAGCUUGUUACGUUAGCCGAAUUAGCUAGCAUCAGCUUUUUCUGUCGUUUACUGAAUUUGACGUAUCGCUACUAGCUGUAAGAUAUGGCCACUGCCUCUAGCUCCUGUGUGGGGAUAAAUGGGUCUAGAAAUGGACCCUCUAUCUCUACACCGACAUUGGUAGCAUCUGGACAAUCUCAGCCCAUGGUCGUUGUAUGGGAAUGGCAGGAUGAUCUUGGCUUCUGGCGACCAUAUAGCGGCCAGGUGAGCGGCUAUAUCGAACAAUACUUCUCCUCUCCGCGGGGACACAGAGGUGGGGGUCCUGGCUCCACCAGCAUCAGCCUAGGACAAUCAGAUCCCAGCUUGUCGCCUUAUCUCAUAGACAUACCAAGCUUGAACCAGUUCCGCCAAGAUACAGGGAAAACGCGGUCUGUACGCCGUCAAUUGUUUGCCCAGUCCUCAGGCUUGGGUAGCGGAGUAUAUUGGGAGUGGGCAAAUGACGAAGGAGGAUGGACUCCAUACGAGACUCGCACUUCUAUUCUACUAGAACACAGCUACCUGGCACGGCAGGCCACGGCGGAUAUGGCUUCACACGGCUAUAACUACAUAGUGGACCUCACAGCGCUGGCCCAGGUCAACAAGGCCACGGGCUUCAGGCGGCAGGUCCGACGGCAGGGUAACUUUCCCUACCCACUGGCGUCUGGCGCCUCCGUCAUCCACUCGGGCCCUGCCUGCUCCUGCCACCAGUGUCUGAGCCACAGCUGCACUGGCCCCAUGCCCAGCCGCUCACGCCAUUCCUUCUCCUCUGGGCAGCUGAGCCGGCCCAGCUUCCAGGGCCCCAGCAGGGCGGCUGGAGCUCACCCCACCUCAGUGUACUCGCCCUACCCCAGGAGGCCUCUUUCUGUGGGGGGCAUGGCGUGGGGUGGUCCCUGGCCCCCGACACCCUCCGCUAGUCAGUUCCCUGGACCUCCACUGUCUUACCCUACCAGUGCUAAUGGCUUAAGUGUCCCUGCCAUCCCUCUGCAACGGAAUGGAUCCACCAGUGUGAGCUCAGCCCUUGCAGGCAUGGCCUCCAUUUUGAUGUCAGCAGUGGGACUCGGUGUGUGCUUCACGAGUGCCCCCCUCCCGCACCCCUCCUCCGCUCCUCCUCCCCCCAGCAGCACCAGCAGGCCCGCAGGCUCCAAAACUCACAGCAGCAGCUCGGUUAGGAGGGCAAAGAGGCAGCACAGGACAGCCCCAGCACAGAAACCAGAGGAUGUCAUUCACCGCUACAUGGAGGAAGUGGCCUCUGCUCAAGACGAGGACUGCAUCAUCUGUAUGGACCGGCUGUCGUGUCCGUCGGAUUACGCCGUGGCGUCCGAGGGAGCACAAUCCAUCCCACCCGGCGCUGUGGGAAAGUUCACCAAGUGUGGACACACCUUGCACAUGCUCUGCAUGCUUGCCAUGUACAACAAUGGAACCAAGGACGGCAGCCUCCAGUGCCCGUCAUGCAAGACAAUCUAUGGGGAGAAGACGGGGACCCAGCCCAAGGGCAAGAUGGAGAUCUAUAGUAUCGCACAGUCCCUCCCCGGCCACCCAGACUGUGGAACUAUCCAGAUAAUUUACAGCAUCCCCACUGGGAUACAGGGUCCAGAGCACCCUAACCCGGGGCAGCCAUACACCUGUAGAGGCUUCCCUCGCUUCUGCUUCCUCCCAGACAACGACAAGGGCAGAAAGGUGCUUGAGCUGCUGAAGGUAGCGUGGACGCGACGCCUCAUCUUCACAGUGGGCACGUCUAGCACCACGGGCGAGCCCGACACGGUGGUGUGGAAUGAGAUCCACCACAAGACUGAGAUGAUGUCCAACGUGUCAGGCCACGGCUACCCGGACCCCAACUAUCUGGAAAAUGUGCUGUCCGAGCUGUCCUCUCAGGGGGUGACCGACCACUGCCUGGUCAAACAGGAGGGCCCCAGCCAGGGAGGAGCGUCAAACUCUGGACUGUGAAACUGACCCUGAAUCAUUUUCCUCGUAAUGUCACUACUUCAACAUAGAGAACAUAUUCACAUUCCCACUUGGAUGUUUUUUGUUGUUGAUCUUAUUAAAUAUUAAAUGCGAAGCAGAUGGUAUGUCAAAGUGCAGUGUGCAGAAUACUGCACAUACUGAUAAUGUGGGGUUUGUCGUGGACUUUAUUUGCUGUAGUAGCGCUCCACCAGCUCUUGGUUUAGUCACCUGUUCCCUAUAAAGUAAACCACUUUUGACCAGGGCCCAUAGGGUUCUGGUCAAAAGUACUGCACUACAUAGGAAAUAGGGUGCCAUUUUAGACACAACCCUUCUCUUGAAAAAAGUAUUGUGCUUUUUUUUUUUGGAGCAGCCUGAUGUUUCGCACCUCUUUUGGCAUGCUCCAUGAAAGGUGGCAGCUCUUGCGUGGGAACACCGACGUCGGUAGCACUUUAGUUUUGACAGUGCAUUUAAUUAACACUUAUAGUAAUUACCAGGUUAAUAUCUGUGAUUGUUUUUCAAAUUGGUAAAUUAUGCAAAUACUUUAGUGAUAUUUCUGUUGAAAAGCAAUGUAGGCCUACUUAGGCAAAUCACUGUAUACACAGACACAUUAAAUACUAUACAAAAUGGUAGCAAA
Molecule: messenger RNA, 3196 nt
Organism: Salvelinus fontinalis (brook trout)
Lineage: Eukaryota; Metazoa; Chordata; Actinopteri; Salmoniformes; Salmonidae
Gene: dtx2
Product: deltex 2, E3 ubiquitin ligase
Exons: 9
Coding region: 688-2565 (625 amino acids)
Biological process (GO): protein ubiquitination; Notch signaling pathway
Cellular component (GO): nucleoplasm
Molecular function (GO): zinc ion binding; ubiquitin protein ligase activity
Source: RefSeq, a predicted model, not a curated record